CCACAAUGACCCUCCUGAAGCAGUUUACGAUCAGCGAGCUGUCUCAACUCGCCCACAAGAGCAACUUGCAUCUCUUGAUCCACGGCAAAGUGUACGAUGUCCACGACUUUGUCCACGAACAUCCGGGAGGAGACCUCGUGCUACUUGGCGAGGGUGGUCGCGAUGCCACCAAGGCGUGGGAUGACGUCCAGCACUCCGACGAGGCGAGGGAGUUGAUGAAGGACUACUUGGCGCACCUGCUCUAUGCCACCAGCGUGGCCCCCGACGAGGCGCACUCGGUGUGGUAG
Molecule: messenger RNA, 287 nt
Organism: Vanrija pseudolonga
Lineage: Eukaryota; Fungi; Basidiomycota; Tremellomycetes; Trichosporonales; Trichosporonaceae
Product: Cytochrome b5
Exons: 5
Coding region: 6-287 (93 amino acids)
Cellular component (GO): membrane; intracellular membrane-bounded organelle
Molecular function (GO): heme binding
Source: RefSeq, a predicted model, not a curated record